AAGGCCUUCUGGCAGCCGACAACCACGUUUCUUCGCGUUGCGGCAAUCGCCGUUAAAACCCAAUCCACCACAUCUCUAACAUGGCGGAAGAUCAGCAGCAGUUUCUGCAUUUAUUAAGCACAUUAUUAAGUACGGACAACACUAUCCGUAGUAAUGCCGAGACUACACUUGAUGGAAUUCCUGUGGAAACCAGAGCAACUUACCUUUUGGCUUCCAUGAGGAACACCACUGUGGGUGAAGAUGUACGUCAAAUGGCAGCUGUUUUGCUGAGAAGAGUUAUCUCUAAUGAAUUUGAAGACUUCUACAACAAGCUUACCCCUGAAAACCAAGUUCAUUUAAAAAAUGAACUAUUGGCAACUAUUCAGACUGAAACUCAAGCUGGAAUGAGAAGGAAAAUUUGUGAAGUUGUUUCAGAACUGGCAAGACAAUUGCUGGAUGAUGAUGGCAACAAUCUUUGGCCAGAGUUUCUCCGCUUUCUUUUUGAGUCUGCCAGUAAUGGCACUCCUGAAAUCAAAGAGAGUGCCUUGCAAAUGUUUGGGUCUGUUCCUGGGAUAUUUGGUAAUCAACAAUCUCAAUACCUUAAUGUCAUCAAGCAAAUGCUGCAGCAAUGUAUGGCUGACUGGUCAAACUAUCCAGUACGCUACCAAGCUGUCAAAUCACUUUCAUCUUUCAUUCUUCUGCAUGAUGAUGAUGUUGCCAUUCAAAAACAUUUUCAGGAUUUAACUGCAGGAAUGAUCCAAAUUGUCGCAGAAAGCAUUCAGAAGCAAGAUGACGAUACAUUACUGAAGUGCGUUGUGGAUUUAGCUGAAAACACGCCUAAAUUUCUUCGACUGCAGACCGAACCCCUGUUGCAAAUGUGUACGCAAGCAGUAGCAAAUGAAGAACUAUUGGAUUCUUGGCGUCAGCUGGCCUUGGAAGUCAUUGUCACAUUAGCGGAGACAGCACCUGCAUCGGUCCGCAAAAAUGGAGCGACGCUGAUCCCAUUAGUGAUAUCAACUGCUCUAAAAAUGAUGACAGAUCUGGACGAUGAUGAAGAAUGGAGCACAAGUGACGACCUCACAGAGGAAGACAACGACAGCAAUUCGGUAGUUGCUGAAGCCGCCCUCGAUCGUCUUGCAUGUGGAAUUGGUGGAAAAUCCGUUUUGCCCCAUAUUAUUCAAAGUUUGCCUACUAUGCUUUCAAAUACCGAUUGGAGGUAUAGGCACGCUGCCCUUAUGGCAGUCUCUGCUGUUGGUGAGGGAUGCCACAAGGAAAUGGAACCACUUCUCACACAGAUCAUGGAUGGGAUUUUAAAUUUUCUCCGAGACCCUCAUCCGCGUGUCCGUUACGCCACGUGCAAUGCAAUUGGCCAAAUGUCGACAGAUUUUGCCACAAUUUUCGAGAAGAAAUUUCACGAUAAAGUUAUUCCUGGACUUUUGAUGGUGAUGGACGACAACGAAAAUCCACGAGUUCAAGCUCAUGCGGGUGCGGCUUUGGUCAACUUCAGUGAAGAUUGCCCUAAGUCGAUUUUGGCUCAAUACUUGGACAGUAUUAUGGCAAAGCUUGAAGCUAUUCUGAGCGCCAAAUUCAAUGAAUUGGUAGAACGAGGUACGAAGUUGGUCCUCGAGCAAGUCGUAACCACGAUUGCUUCCGUUGCCGAUACUUCAGAGGAAAAGUUUUUGGUCUAUUAUGAUCGAUUCAUGCCCUGUCUGAAGUACAUCAUUCAGAAUGCAACAACCUCAGAACUCCGCCUUCUUCGUGGGAAAACCAUUGAGUGCGUUAGCUUGAUAGGCUUAGCUGUGGGUGCCGAAAAAUUCACGCGAGAUGCCAGCGAAGUCAUGGACAUGUUGUUGAAAACGCAAACAGAAGGAGCGGAAAUGGCUGACGACGACCCUCAACUUUCGUACAUGAUAUCAGCUUGGGCUCGCAUUUGUAAAAUCCUCGGAAAGCAAUUCCAGCCUUAUCUGCCGCUUGUCAUGGGUCCAGUUCUGAAAGCGGCUAGUAUGAAACCGGAAGUAGCUUUGUUGGAUGCGGAUGAUCUCAAGUCUGUUGAAGGCGAUGAUGAUUGGCAGUUUGUGUCACUGAACGAUCAACAGAACUUCGGAAUCAAAACCGCUGGUCUGGAAGAAAAGGCCACUGCUUGCCAGAUGCUUGUCUGCUACGCCCGAGAACUGAAGGACGCAUUUUCGGACUACACCGAAGAAGUUGUUAAAUUAAUGGUUCCUCUCCUAAAGUUCUAUUUCCACGAUGGGGUUCGUACGGCAGCCGUUGAAUCUCUUCCGUACUUACUGGAAUGUGCCCGAGUAAAAGGCCCUCAGUAUGUGCAGGAUAUGUGGGUGUUUAUGUGUGGCGAUAUUUUGAAAGCCAUGGAUACGGAGCCUGAAAAAGACGUGCUGGCGGAGCAACUGGCUGCGUUGGCGAAAUGCAUCGAGACUCUUGGGAGUGGUUGCUUGAACGACGAAAUGAUGACUGAAUUAGUUAAAAUCCUCGACCGUUUGAUGAAAGAUCACUUUACACGUUCGACGGAACGACAGGAGAAGAGGAAAGAUGAGGAUUACGACGAAGUGGUCGAGGAUCAACUAGUCGACGAAGAUGAUGAAGAUACAUAUAUCCUUAGUAAAAUCACGGAGGUUAUUCAUGCACUAAUGGCUGCCUAUCGGUCUGCUUUCCUACCUGUCCUUGAUAAUUUGAUCCCCCAUGUGGUCAAACUUCUUGGUCCUGAUCGUCCCUGGCCGGAUCACCAAUGGGGUAUUUGCGUGUUUGACGACGUCAUUGAAUUUGCCGGACCAGAUAGCGUGAAAUAUCAAGAACUGUUUUUGAGACCACUACUAGAAUUUCUUAAAGAUAAAAGCCCAGAGGUAAGGCAGGCUGCAGCAUAUGGUUGGGGUGCUUUAGGUAUGCACGGCACAGCUGUAUUCGCUGCUGCAUGUGCGCAAGCUGUUCCUACGCUGAUUGAAAUGAUCGCUGCCGCUGAUUCUCGAAGUGUUGAGAACAUCAAUCCAACUGAAAAUGCUAUUUCUGCCGUAACGAAAAUAUUAAAAUUCAACAACAGCGCUCUCCACGUUGACGAGAUCCUUUCCCACUGGAUCACGUGGCUUCCCACAUGGGAAGAUGAAGAUGAAGCACCUCAUAUUUACAACUAUUUCUGUGACUUGGUCGAGGCGAAUCAUCCAGUGGUUUUGGGCCCGAAUCAUAGCAAUCUGCCACGUAUAAUUUACAUUAUUGCUGAAGCAUUCAACAAAGAAGUUCUUGAUGUGGAAUCGGAAGUAUUUCGGCGAAUGGUAAACAUUGUUAGGCAAGUUCAAGGUAACCAAAAUGUGUUUGAAGCUUGUUUGAGUCAAAUGAAUGCUGAGCAGCAAGCAGCAUUGCAGGAGGCAUUGACAUGAGUAUAUAACUGUGUGAUCAGUCAUUGAUAAUUAAAUUUUGUUGGCUUAUUCAAUAUCCCAAAACUUUUUUCUUUUGCAUACAAUUGGCUGUUUGUCUUGAAUUAUGCUCAUUUUUAAGCCAAUUUUUCCAUCAUUAAUUUGGCUAUAACAAAUUUGCUAUUUCCAUUUUGAACUAGCCAAGCACAUUUCCCCAACUAUGGGAAUCUGAACUAAAACUUGUUGGAAAAAAUACAUCUGACUAUACAACUAUAAA
Daphnia magna is the source of this 3618-nucleotide messenger RNA. It is a transcript of the gene Karybeta3, whose product is annotated as importin-5. Gene Ontology annotation, molecular function: nuclear import signal receptor activity; small GTPase binding. Gene Ontology annotation, cellular component: nucleus; cytoplasm. The transcript has 10 exons. The record is from RefSeq and is a predicted model, not a curated record. Lineage: Eukaryota; Metazoa; Arthropoda; Branchiopoda; Diplostraca; Daphniidae. Gene Ontology annotation, biological process: protein import into nucleus. Bases 81 to 3365 code for a protein of 1094 amino acids.